Petromyzon marinus (sea lamprey) is the source of this 3156-nucleotide messenger RNA. Its product is annotated as fatty acid-binding protein, liver. NCBI's taxonomy places the organism in Eukaryota, Metazoa, Chordata, Hyperoartia, Petromyzontiformes, Petromyzontidae. Gene Ontology annotation, molecular function: lipid binding. The record is from RefSeq and is a predicted model, not a curated record.
CCCCCCCCCACUGCGUCUCACGCCACCCGACGCGUCAGCGUUCAGCGAGAGCGGAGAGUCUGCAGCGGGCAAGAAGCAGCAGCAGCAGCAGCAUUCCGUCAGCACCAUCACCGACGCAGCGACGCAACGCAGAGAGACGCCCACGAAGACACAGAGACACCAGAGAGAGAGAGAGACAGAGAGACAGCGGGGACAGCAUCAUGGACAUCUUCUGCGGGACCUGGAACUUGGUGGAGAGCCACAAUUUUGAUGAAUACAUGAAGGCCAUAGGCAUCGGCUUCGCGAUGCGCCAGAUCGGCAGCGUCACCAAGCCCACGCUCAUCAUCAGCGCCGAGGGCGACCACGUGACGCUGAAGACCACGAGCACCUUCAAGAACAUGGAGUGGAAGUUCACGCUGGGCGAGGAGUUUGACGAAACGACGGCGGACGAGAGGAAGGUCAAGAGCACGUUCACCGUGGAGGGCGACAAGCUGGUGCAGGUGCAGCGGUGGGAGGGCAAGGAGACCACCAUCUCCCGUGCCGUCUCGGGGGACAGCAUGGUGGCGACGUGCUCCAUCGGGGACGUGGUGGCCACUCGCACGUACCACAAAGCCUGAGAGGUGGGCCUCGGCUCCACCUACUCCUUCUCGGUCAUCAUCCUCCUCGCUCCUCUUCGCUCCGAUGUUGUGGCGCUGUGGCUUUGCGACGGUGUGGCGUUGUGACGCUGUGACGACGUUGUGACGCUGUGACGUUAUGACGUGACGUUGUGAUGCUGUGACGUUGUGACGCUGUGGCGUCGUGACGCUGUGACGACGUUGUGGUGUUGUGAUGCUGUGACGUUGUGACGCUGCAGUGCCACCACAAGCGCUAAGCGACUGAGAACGGAAUAGGCCGCACUUGCCAACGCGGGAGGAGAAAAUUUGUGCAGAAGGUGGAACGGACUAGCCAAUCAAAUCCAAGCCCCUCAACACGCUAGCCAAUCAGACACUAUCCCUACCCUUAACCACAAUGACCAAUCAGAUAUUAGCCCUACCCCUAACCACAAUCACCAAUCAGGCACGAGCCAUACCCCUGACAUAACCACAAUGACCAAUCAGGCACUAGCCCUGCCCCUAAGCCUAACCACAAUGACCAACCAGGCACUAGCCAUACUCCCCAACCCUACCCACACUGACCAAUCAGGAAAUAGCCCUACCCGCUAACCUUUAACACACUAACCACACUAACCAACCAGUCACCAACCUUACCGCUAACCAUGACCACACUAACCAGAUGAACCAAACAGGCACACGCUAUACCCCUAACUCCCCUUAGACAACUCUGCCCCCCUUUUCACUUUCUGUUUGCUCGUCGGUUUUUGUAGCAAUUGGCUGUCACUCAGAGAAUGAAUGAGGGGGGGGGGGUACGGGAAGGGCUGGGGGAGGGGUUUCUAGUAGUCAUCGUGUACGUCGAAGAGCCAGGCCGCAGUGUAUUUUGCCAAAUGUUCACCACAAAUUAAGAAUCCACCCGACCGAUCGUCGUCCCUCGACUGUGCCAGACCUCGGCAGGACCCUCCCUGUAAGCAAGUCGUGGGACUCGUUGAGGCCUCCAUACAACAACCGCGAAAUCUCCUCCUUGUCCUCUUCCUCCUCCUCCUCCUCCUCCUCGUGUCACAAUGGCGUCACAGUCGAAACAAAGUUCGACAGACAGACACAGGGCAUCCAGUGCCGGGCACGUGGCGACGACAGUGACGACAACGGUGAUGACGACGACGACGAUGUGGCUAGCUGUGGAUAGACCAUGGCUCGUGAUGAUGUGGCCCGGUCUGUAGCCCUGGCGAGGUCCUUCACGGAGUCCACGGCUACUCCAGAGCCCCCGCCCCACCCCACGCACACACACAGAGCGAGCGAGAUUGCUCCACGGCUUCUUGAACCGAUGGGAGUCGGAACGAUGCCAUCGGGAGUCUUCUCCUCCUUCCUUCAUUCUUUCUUUCGUGCGGCUGGUGUAGAUGCAGAACAACGACUACAAUUUCACAUUUCAGGUGGUCAAGCCCAGGUAACCGGAGCGUCUAACGCUGUUGACGUCUCCUUCGUAAUUCGUGGAUCGGAGCAUUGCGUCGUUCGCACGUCGCCAUCGGCGGCGCAUCGCGCAGUCGCCACGCGUCGCGCGCGUCCGCCCGAACCUGGUGGUGAGCCCGGGUCCUGGGCCUCCCCUACGUCGACUCAGCCUUAAAUGAGUGCGCACCUGGCGCGGUGUGGAAACACCGCCACUAGGCAGACAAAGGCGUGGUGCUGGCCACACCGUGUGCUCGUGUUGCCGAGCCGGCCUGCAUCGGUGCUACUCGUUAACAGCACUUGCACCAAACAAUAUGUUAAUGUUAUAUGGGGGAUCUUUGUAUGGUAUCUUUGGUGGUGGUGGUGGCGGUGGCGGUGUUGACUUACAGUGUCACACUCGCAGUGUCACCGUUCAGUGUUAUGAGACUUGUCUGCUGGAGCACAGACGGACGGAGAGACUCAUGGACAGUCAGACAUAUGCAUGGAUAGAUGGGCAGGUGGAUGUAUAGAUAGGCAGUUGUAUGGACAACUUUAUGGAUGGAUAGAUGCAUGUAUAGGCGGAUUGAUAGGAUAGUUGGAUAGUUGGAUGGAGAGACUCGUGGACGAUAGAUGGAUCUAAAGACGGAUGAAUAGAUGGAGAGAUGGAUAGACAAACAGAUGGAUAGAUGGAUGGAUGGAUUGAUGGAUGGAUGGACAGACAGACAGUCGAAUGAUCAGACAGAUGGACAGACACAUAGACAGACUGGUGGACGGACAAACGAAUAUAGGGAUCGAUACACAGAUGGAGGAACAUUCAGACAGACAGGCAAGGAGUGAGGCGCAGGAGCGACUCAGAUAAUCGUGAGCGGUGUCGUUGCCGUAAGUGGGAAUCGAACUCGGGUCGGCCUGGCUUGUAUCACCCCCCCCCCCGCUCCCGACACACACUCAAUCACACACGCACCCAACAAUAACAACAUGAUCACGGCGCUCGUGCCAGGCUAGGUGCACACGAACACGCCGCCUACACGCAUACGUUGCGUGCGUACACCGACUUCCACCGCUGCUACUAAUUUACCGGUCCCACUAGAAGUUCAGUGUUAUUAAUCAACCCCUAAAAACAACUAAACAGAAAUAAUAAAGUUGGAGUUUUUAUUUGACCCUUGAA